Molecule: messenger RNA, 3141 nt
Organism: Pocillopora verrucosa
Lineage: Eukaryota; Metazoa; Cnidaria; Anthozoa; Scleractinia; Pocilloporidae
Source: RefSeq, a predicted model, not a curated record
AUGAUUGUUAGCGAAUCUAAAAUUGACUCUUCCUACCCAAACAGUCAAUUUUCUAUACCUGGUUUUGUGCUCUACCGUAACGAUAGGAAGAAAGGAGGAGGAGGAAUUUUAGCUUACGUAUCCUCUGAAUUAACAUGCAAAAGAAUCAAACUUGCCAAGACCUAUAAAACCAUUGAGCCAAUUGUAUUGGACAUCCACUUCAAAACGAAAAGCAUUAGAGCAAUUGGAUUAUACAGACCUCCUACAAAUUUCACAUUACAAUAUCGUCAACAGCUUGAAGAGGAACUCAAUCACAUUUGUAAUUGGGCUAACCUACUAAGAAGUUCCAUCGUAGUGCUUGGUGACUUGAAUUUGGAUCGUCUUAGACCAACAACUAAUGAAGGUAAACUACUUUUAGAUCUACAAGAAACACAUGAGCUCGAUUGCCUCAUUUCUAAACCAACAAGAAUCCAUAAAACGGGAGAUCGAGUUAGUGAGACACUAAUAGACGUUAUUUUGACGAACGUCCCAAAGGACUUUGCCAAGAGCGAUGUUUUUGACCCAGGUCUAAGCGACCACGCCCUCAUCUAUACUUUCAUGAAGGAAAGGGUGGCUAAAUGUAAAUCAAAAGUUAUCAACUUUCGGUCACGUAAAAAUUUUGAUCAGAUGCUAUUUAAAGAACAUUUAGCUUCAGCUCCAUGGCAUGUGGCUGAAAUCUUCGAUGACCUUGAGGAUCAGUCCGAAUUUUUCGGCCUAUUGUUAAAGGACAUCGUAGACGAACACAUGUCUUGCAAGAGAAUGCGAGUCAGAGAUGGGGACGUAGCUUACAUGACUACAGAAUGGAAGGAGGCAAUUAGAAGAAGGAGGAAAGCACUUAGAAGAUUUCACAAAACUAAAGCUCAAGAGGACUGGGAACUUCACAAAAAGUUACGGAAUGAAGCCACACGACUUAGACGUAAGUCAAUUAAAGACUUUUGGGAGAAAAAGUCCAAGGACCUUGGAAGUAAGCCACAUGAAUUCUAUAAAACAUUCAUGCCUUUUCUUGGAUCAAAAAAGGUUAGGGAAUCAUCGGACAUGAAUCUGAAGGUCAAUGAUUCAAUAAUCAGCAACAAGUUGGAUAUCGCAGAGACCAUGGCUGAUUAUUUCUCAACCAUUGCAGAUAACAUUGGUCCUACCAGCGAUAUUUCAGAUUCUGACCUGUCAAAUCACCGAAGUAUUCAAGCUAUCGUAAACCAACGCAUAUCUAAGGGUGAUUUCAAACCAUUUCAAUUCAAAGAUAUAACAGUGCCGGAGGUUCAGAAAAUCUUGAAAGACACAAAUCCCAGGAAAGCCUCGGGAUGGGAUAAUAUUCCACCCAUUGCUUUUAAGAUAGGCUCUUCGGAGCUUGCUACACCGUUAUGCGCUCUUUAUAAUCAAUGUAUCGCCAGCUGUCAUUGGCCAAGGAACUGGAAGAAAAGCGAGUGGGUGCCUGUUUAUAAAAAGGACGAUCGUUUGAACAUGGAAAAUUACCGUCCUGUAAGUAUAGCGAUCAUGGUAAAUAAGACCUUUGAAAAACUUCUUACAAAUCAGAUUACAGCAGAAUUUAAUGAACGUUUGAGCGAUAGCCUGACAGCAUACAGGAAACGAUACAGUUGUGAAACGGCACUACUAGCAUUGACGGAAGACUGGAAAAAUGCUCUGGAUAAUCGAAUGAGCGUUGGCCUCUUAAGUACUGACAUGAGUAAAGCGUUUGAUUGUCUUCAUCAUUCUCUAUUACUUGCUAAACUGGAGGCAUAUGGCUUUAAAAACGAGAGCAUCAAGCUAAUGAAAUCAUAUUUUAUGGAUCGCUAUAAUAGGCUAAGAAUUGGUGGAAUUGCAAGCUCCUGGAAAAGGGUCAAGAAAGGAUGCCCUCAAGGGUCCUCGUUUGGACCUCUUUUAUGGAAUCUUUUCCAAAAUGACUUGACGUUUGGAAUUCCUUCAAAAAUUGGGAUGUAUGCUGAUGACCAUCAGUUCUACGAAAUCAACAAGGAUAUCAAUACUAUACAAACAAAACUACAGGAUACUGCACAAAGAGCUACAAAUUGGUAUGAUACGAACUUUCUCAAAGGGAACUUUGAUAAAUAUGGAUCAAUGAUAUUGAAAGGAGGUAGACUAAAUGAUGAACAGUUAGAGCUAAAUGUUAACGGAACAGCCAUUAAAUCAUAUAAAGUUAUUGGGUGUCAGUUAUUCCAGUCAGUUAGUUUGCCUGUCGACGCUCGCUUAUCUGACAAGUUACGCACCAAGAUUUGGGGUCAGGAAUAUGUUGACUUUGGCUCACUUCUCACAAACCAAGUUUUGGAUAAUCAAUAUCAAAUAACCAUCCAAAAUGCAGCGAGUGACACUGCCCCUUCUUUAUUCUAUGAUGACAAUUUUUGUUUUUUAAGACAGGCGCAUGGCGCUUUGUUGCCCUGGGACAGGAUCCAUGGUGAAUUAUGGCUUAAGUCACAAAAUGUUCUGUGUAAAACCUCUCCACCGCAAUUUUCUGCACUGCUACGCACAAAGCCUGAUUCCAUCCCAAAGGGCUACUGUUUUCGUUUUCAUAAAGGCCACAAAUGCCCUCAGGGUUGUGCUUUCAACCUCAAGCUGCCAAAUCCUUUCUUACCCAGCCUUCCCACCCCAAUAAAAGUUAAUAGAUUAGUUUUUCUUCUUGAUGGGUACACACCUUCCACCGUUGAGUUUUUAUUAUCAGGUUUUACUAAGGGUUUUCCGGUACACUUUGAGGGUGAAUGUACUUCGCAAACAGCAACAAAUUUGUUAUCAGCUCUUGAAAAUCCUGAAGUGGUUGAUGCUAAACUUGGGAAGGAGUUAGCGGCCCAUCAGCUUGCUGGCCCUUUCUUAUCCCCUCCACUGUCCCCAUUUUGGAUAUCCCCUUUGGGCAUUGUACCAAAGAAAGUUCCAGGUGAAUUUAGGUUAAUCCACCACUUGUCCUUUCCUAAAGGUUCAUCAGUUAAUGAUGGCAUAUCCCCUGAGCACACCAGUGUUCGAUAUGCUACCAUCGAUGAAGCUAUCAAACUGAUUAUGAAUGCUGGUCUGUUAGGUUCAUCAAUUGCUUUGGGCUUUUGCCCUCAGCCAUUUUUACUCCAGAUCAAUGUGAUUUUUAUGUGCCCAGUAAACGAGCCUGGGAGAUGCAGCCCAGUAUUUUAG